Molecule: messenger RNA, 935 nt
Organism: Caenorhabditis elegans
Lineage: Eukaryota; Metazoa; Nematoda; Chromadorea; Rhabditida; Rhabditidae
Gene: Y56A3A.22
Product: DUF1279 domain-containing protein
Exons: 3
Coding region: 6-797 (263 amino acids)
Cellular component (GO): membrane
Source: RefSeq, marked reviewed
GCAAAAUGCUUUUGGCUCGAUCCAUAAUCCGAUGCUCGCGGAGCAUCUGUUGUGCUCAAUUCCAGACCCCAUCAAGCUCACGAUUCCUGCACACAAGUCGACAACUCCACGAGAAAGAGCCCACUCCGAAGAAGCCAGACGAUCAAAAAUGGAAAAUGUUCAGAAUGACAAUGUCUGAGGAGCAAAAACUCGCAAAAACGGCGAAAAUCGAGCAAAUGAAGGCGGAAGAAGCGCCGAAAACGUUGUUCGCAAAAGUGAAAUAUUAUUUUAAAAGAUAUUGGUAUAUCGCUGUGCCGGCUCACGCGGCAUCGUGUACAGCAUGGUUUAUCGCAUUGUAUUUGGUGGUUAAAAGUGGAGUUGAUGUGAUUUCAUUGCUCGAAUGGCUUCAUAUGCCGGAUGCUAUCGUUGAAAAGGUCAAAAAUACGCCCGAAACCGCCGGAGUUGUGGUGGUUUCGCUGAUUUUGUACAAGAUCGCAAUGCCAUUCCGCUACAUGACGACACUUUUGCUCAUUCAAGCCACUUUCUGGACUCUCCGAAGAUUGGGAAAACUGAAGACCGCUCGAGAAGUCGAGUACAAGGUCCGAAGUGAAUAUGAGCUGAAUAAGGCACAUUACGGACGACGCUGGUAUCGCUAUCGCCACCUUGGAGUUCGAAGUGUGAGCCGUAAGAACAGUGUUCACGCGACAACUGCUCAUAUUGGACAAGUUCAACGAUUACAGAAGGAGCAUGAGAAGCUCAAUGAGCCGACGACGACGAAACUCCAUGAUAAUAAUAAUAAUAAAAAGAAGGAUGAUUAAUCUAAUUAGAUAUUAUUUUUCAGUGUUUUUUAGACUGUUUUUUCUUCUGUUAGGGUGCUUCCGAGUGUGUAUAAAUUGAUUUUUCCCCCCGAAAAAUUUGGCUUUAACUUUUUAUUCAUAAAUCUGGUCAUUUUCCCU